Rhizopus microsporus ATCC 52813 is the source of this 1131-nucleotide messenger RNA. RefSeq lists its product as uncharacterized. Lineage: Eukaryota; Fungi; Mucoromycota; Mucoromycetes; Mucorales; Rhizopodaceae. Bases 179 to 970 code for a protein of 263 amino acids. The record is from RefSeq and is a predicted model, not a curated record. The transcript is spliced from 5 exons.
CAUCAAAAAAAUAGCUACUCAGUUCAAAAAGGUCAAGACUCUGGCAAAGCUUACUGAUGUUAUAAACACCACUAAAAACUAUAAGCCCCAAGAAACGCAGGAAAAAGUCAUUCAGAACAUCUAUCUUUUCAUGUACAUUAAUCAGGAGUUAUAAAUAUUUGGAAAGCACUUACUAAAAAUGAUUCCAUUUAGUCUUGACAUGCAUGUAGACCGCCCGUGGAUCUUUUCGAAGCAGUUCAUUGAGAUUUAUUCAGAAGCAGAUUACCAAUACAAAUUCUGGAGCUACAUCUUUGAAUUAUUUUUAGGAAGAAGACAAGAUGUUUUAUUACGAUGGGGUGACACCAUAAGCGGCAGUUGUAAAAAAGUCGGUAAAAAAUUUAAGUUGGAUUUGCGGCUGGUGAUGAUACAGGAUGAUGAAAAUAUAGUCGAUGGCUGUACUGGAGAGAUGGCCAAGAAAGCAACAGAAUUACCGUAUAUCCGUGCCCAAGAUGUUCCUCUUAUAAAGAUGCCAAUAAUCCAAAUAGCUGGUUUCAAUGGAAAGCUCUCUGUUAUCAGUUUACCAAAGAAAAAAGAGUACAAAUUGGAGGAUAUUUUUUCUUUUUGUUUUCCUAAGUCGUUGAAGCAAAUCGAGACAGGAUCUUUAGAAAACCUGAUUAAUUUUCUAUCUACAGUUGAUGACAUGUUGGAUAAUCUACGAAAGAUUUAUCAUGAUAACAGUUCCAGUGUCGCAAAUGAUAUCGAAAACAUUUUAACUGAAGUCAAUCAAAAGAAAAAGCUCAAUUACAAUGCUUGGAUAACAAAAGCCACUUUUGAAAAAGAGGAUGAUGAUGAAGACGAUGAAGAUGAUGAAGAUGACGAUGAAGAAGAUGAUGAAGAAGAUGAUGAUGAAGAAGGUGAUAAAAAAGAAGAUGAUAGAGAAGAAGAUGAUAAAGAAGAAGACGAUGAAGAAGAAGACGAUGAUGAUGGAUAGUUUUCUUUAUUUACUUGCUGCUGACUUAAAAUCAUAUUUGUGUUUCAUGCUUCAUAAACUUAUCUUUCAUUCUGUUAUUAAACAUCACACUCUUAUUAAUGUUUCAUUACAUAAUAGAAUACUCUCCAUGUCGACAUUCUGCCUUGGAAACGAAACCAGUU